Molecule: messenger RNA, 4605 nt
Organism: Oncorhynchus gorbuscha (pink salmon)
Lineage: Eukaryota; Metazoa; Chordata; Actinopteri; Salmoniformes; Salmonidae
Product: solute carrier family 41 member 1-like
Exons: 11
Coding region: 1002-2642 (546 amino acids)
Biological process (GO): monoatomic cation transport
Cellular component (GO): plasma membrane
Molecular function (GO): monoatomic cation transmembrane transporter activity
Source: RefSeq, a predicted model, not a curated record
CGCAUGUAGCGGCUCGCAUGGUUCUUCUGAAUGGAACAAUGUGACGGUCGGAAAGUGACAGCCUUAACCACUCGGGGUUAACGAUUAAACCUGGUACGGGCCGUUACCGUACAUAAGGCAUGCACACCUGCGCCCACACAGGCUGCAGCACACAUUAUAACCGAGUGCAGGAUAUGAGACAACCGUUGUGUGGCGUUCAGCUGUGCCCUCUGUUCUGCUUCUGUUUUGAGUUCUCUCGUCUCCUCUGUGGAUCUACGCGGUUUAGGAGAACCGUGGCCAGAGCGCUGGAGGAUAAGUACUUUUCCGCAGUUCAGUAACCCAAUCCGUGCUGCAGAUCUUUAAAUACUCUUCAUACAAUAACCACGUGGUGUAAGGUGAGACCUUCCCAGCCCCGGACACCGACUGGCGCGAGCUAGUCUGAGAGAACUGUCAGAGUGCGUGCAGGACUGGACUGCGUUCUUGGAUGACUUUCCGAAAAUAACAACUGGACCUAGGCUACUUCAUUUACCUUUUAAGACCAACUUUUCAAUACACUUUGGCUACCAGACGUUAUUGACCAGAUUAUGCUAUCAGGUAACAUUGACCAGAUAACAAUUUGUUUGUUUCUUUGUUUUUGAUAUCUUUUUGGAAAAUAUAUGUUUCAUUCUUCUAUCCAUCUGCCUACCUUGAGCACGCAGUGAAUGGAGAACAUACUCGAGCUUCUCCCGAAGCACCGGCAAGAGGGUACGCACGCCUGGGGGAGAACGGCGACUCACACCUGCCUUUGCAGACGCAAGAGUAGCCUAGUUGCGUCCUUGAAUCGUUUUUUUAUUACCACAUAAUUUCGCGUGCGUGACCACACCUGAGUGCCACUCACCAGCAUUUUUUAAUGGGAUAAAUUAUGUUGUGAGAUCAGGUUAUUAAAAACCGAUCAAGGGAAAUCUAAACUCAAUUAAACAUCCCACACCUUUUGGCCAUAGCCUAUAUUUCUCAUUCAGUCUACUGUCCCCAAAAGCUUCCGCAUGGUACUUUGGUCGAAAGAUCAAGACAAACCGUUGGACACUGACAUGUCAUCGGGGGCGAUAGAGAUGAAGAAGGAAGUGGUGCCACCAGCAUACCUCCACUCCAACGGCUCCGUUCACCCAGCCAUCCUCACCGAGGACCCGGGGGAGGUGAGACCUGAGGAGAGGGGCGAGUACGAGCUCACGGAGGUGACAUCCGUCGAGGACAGGUCUGGUGAACCAGGAGAUGAGGACCGGGAGAUAGUGGUGAUAGACUGUAGGGCGAAUGCCAAGGGCCAGCGCGAGGAGGACGCUCUCCUGGAGAACGCCAGCCAGAGCAAUGAGAGUGACGACAUAAGCACUGACCAGAGCCCAGAGCCACCGGCGCCAUUGAAGGAGACCUCCUUCUCUAUUGGCCUCCAGGUGGUCUUACCGUUCCUGCUGGCCGGGUUCGGGACAGUGGCGGCGGGUAUGGUGCUGGACAUCGUUCAGCACUGGACGGUGUUUACGGAGGUGACAGAGGUCUUCAUCCUGGUCCCGGCGCUGCUGGGGUUAAAGGGCAACCUGGAGAUGACAUUGGCCUCCAGACUAUCAACAGCAGCUAAUGUUGGUCAGAUGGACUCAGCCAAGGACAUGUGGAAGAUGAUCGUUGGAAACCUCGCCCUCAUCCAGGUCCAGGCCACUGUAGUAGGGUUCCUGGCAUCCAUCGCAGCAGUGAUCUUUGGCUGGAUCCCAGAGGGGAACUUUAGACUGGGACAUGCUAUCUUGCUGUGUGCCUCCAGUGUGGCUACCGCAUUCAUCGCCUCUCUGAUACUAGGGAUCAUUAUGAUCGGUGUGAUCAUUGCAGCCAGGAAGGUGGGCAUCAACCCUGACAACGUGGCCACACCCAUCGCUGCCAGUCUGGGAGACCUGAUCACCCUCUCUCUGCUGGCUGGCAUCAGCACAGGAUUGUACAAGGAGCUAGAGUUUAACGACUAUGCCAACCCGUUGGUGUGUGCUGUGUUUGUGGCAAUGACCCCUCUGUGGGUGCUGAUCGCUCGGAAGAUCCCGUCCACCAGAGAGGUGCUCUACUCAGGCUGGGAACCUGUCAUCAUCGCCAUGGCAAUCAGCAGUGUUGGGGGUCUGAUCCUAGAUAAGACUGUGUCCAACCCCAACUUUGCUGGUAUGGCUGUCUUCACUCCUGUUAUUAACGGUGUGGGAGGUAACCUGGUUGCAGUGCAGGCCAGUAGAAUCUCCACCUAUCUGCACAUGAACGGUAUCCCAAUGGGAGAGCCUGACCCCAACCCCAGAAAAUGCCCCACUCCCUGCACCUCCUUCUUUGGCUCACAUGUGAACUCUCGUUCGGCGCGGGUGCUCUUCCUCCUGGUCGCUCCAGGUCACCUGGUCUUCCUCUACACUAUCAACUCCAUGCAGGGAGGACACACCACUCUAACAUCCACAUUCAUUGCCUUUUAUAUGGCAGCAGCUCUACUGCAGGUGUUGAUCCUGUUGUACCUGGCUGACUGGAUGGUCCACUGGAUGUGGAGUAGGGGGAUGAACCCUGAUAACUUCUCUAUUCCUUACCUGACGGCCCUGGGAGAUCUUUUGGGGACCGGCUUCCUGGCCCUCUGCUUCCAUGUCCUCUGGCUCAUUGGAGACAGAGACACCGACGUGGGAGACUGAACACACACACUCCUGGACAGCAUACAUACACGGCAUCAACACCAGAACACCGGAAACAACCUGAACAACGGAACUGUACAGUAUCUCCCUUUAGACAUCUGAACCACAGAACAGCUGAAUGACUUCCAGUCCCAGACCUAACCCCUCACCCCUUUGACCCCAACCUCCUUCCCACCCCCCUCACUGGGUCUCAGACUACUCAACUCUUUCUUUAUUUGACUAAAUAAGAGAGUUCUACUACUAUUGUUUUUUAUUAUUAUUACUACAAUGAUUAUGAUUAUUAUUGGUAAUAGUGAAUUUGAUAUGAAUCUAUAUCUGCUUUAUCUUUGGGCAGAUUAAUCCUCAUUAUUUUCAAUGGGGACAUUCUCCCUUGGGCCAGUCACGUUGGCCAUAUUUGUAAAGAUGAGAUAUAUUUUAAAGACUUGGGAAGACAGACAGCAAAAAAACUCACACAAGCCUAGAAUGCUUUAUCACCAAGUGCUAUAUAUAUAUAUAUAUAAAGAGAUUAAUUAAUGAUGAGAUAAGGGGCCGAUUCCGAUCCAAGUUAAGCGCCUGUAAAUGGAAGUGAAUUCCCCUUUUAUGCACUUUUCUCUGUACGCGUAUUCUGACCUUGAAUUUAAGCACGAGAAUAGCAUGAUAUUCACCCGCUAUUCAUUCAGGGUGGAGAUCUAAGAAAUGAAGGUGUGGUGGAGGUGGAGGACACUGUAUUAUGACCUUGACUUGAUUCCACCACCUUUACGCGCGAGGAAACCAGGAGUAAGAUUGAGCGAACCUGCCGGUUCCAAGUGGAAAAAGCGUCUACUUUUUUCCAAUAGAAAUAACAGCUUUCUCCAAUAACUAUAAAUUGUAAAUUGAUAAGAGUGGAGAUAAGAGCUAGAUAAAUGAGUAAUCCAUUUGGAGAAGGGGAUUGUAAAUACACACAGCAAUUGAUUUAGAUGAUUUUUCCUUAUGAUCCGUGGAGACGAAUAUGAAACCAAACUGAAAAUCAUAUCAACAUGACAUGUAUUGUGGCCCCUUUUCCACUGUGAAGUAGGCUAUAAAUAGAUGUGCUGUUAUUCCACAGUUGUAUUGUGUGCCUGUAAUGGUCUGGGUGUAGCUGGUGCAGAGGUGUCAGGCACAGGACAGCAGAGAUGAGUAACACAAGUAACUUUACUCAAAUAUUCCAAUAACAUGACGUAAAACCAAGCCCACAAUAACGGACCGAACAUACAUAAAACAAUCACGCACAAAAACCAUGGGGAAAACAGUCAUGAACAUGUAAUUGGGGAAUUGAAACCAGGUGUGUAAAACAAAGACAAAACAAAUGGAAAAUGAAAAGUGGAUUGGCGAUGGCUAGAAGGCCGGUGACGUCGACCGCUGAACGCCGCCCGAAUAAGGAGAGGGACCGACUUCGGCGGAAGUCGUGACAGUGCCCUCAUAAUUUGCGUAGAUGAAAUUUGGAGACCCACGCUUUAGGCUUCUGUAGGGCUGAACCUGCCCAGUUGAUAUAAGCGCUUUAAAAUGUUUUAAUUAUAUGCCCUGGCUUUUCUCCAUUUUAUUUUACAAUUUGUAUCAUGUUAAAUAUUAGCCACUAUCGGGAGCCACCAUCAGUAAUACCCACAUACAUUUAUAACUGUCACUUUAGUGUUAGUUCUUCAAUUUGUACCUUACCCUUUGCAUCAUUCCAUUCUGUUUUCCUUUCCUUCCUCUGUCACGUCUGUGAAGUUGUUCCUGAGGGUAGCAUUACUGGAUCAUAUUAGGUUAAUGCUGUCCAAUAAUUAGGGACAUGUAGCCUAUUUGAAUCAUUAUGGAACUUGGACCACACGUAGCAGUUUGACCAUUGUCAUACAGUUCCAAUAUUUGUUAUUAAAUUAUUUAUUUAUUUUUAUGUUACCACUUUUUCUCCCCAACUUUGUGAUAUCCAAUUGAUAGUUACAGUCUUGUCCCAUUGCUGCAACUCCCGUACGGAGAGGCGAAGGUUGAC